AUGGCAUCGCAUUUAGCCAAUAUCUUCGGUACGGAACAAGAUCGAGUGAACUGCUCUUUCUACCUGAAAAUAGGAGCUUGUAGACAUGGUGAUAGAUGUUCAAGGAAACACAUCAAACCCCAAUUCUCACAGACUAUCUUAUUACCAAAUGUAUACAAUAACCCAGGUCACACACCGGAAGGACAACAUCUGACACCUGAACAAUUACAAGCUGAUUUUGAUAGAUUCUACGAGGAUUUCUAUAUAGAACUGGCGAAAUAUGGACAUUUACUAGAAAUGCACGUCUGUGAUAAUGUCGGAGAUCAUUUAUUAGGAAACGUUUACGCUAGAUAUGAAUGGGAAGCAGAAGCUGCCAAAGCAGUACAAGCUUUAAACGAUAGAUGGUAUGCCAUGAGACCAUUACAUUCUGAAUUAAGUCCAGUAACGGAUUUUAGAGAGAGUUGCUGUAGACAAAAUGAAAUGGGUGAAUGUAAACGUGAAGGUUUCUGUAAUUUCAUGCACCUUUGUCAUCCUACCAAAUCACUCGUCACCUCACUCAACGCUUCUCAACGUAUGUCAAGGAGGAAGAAGCAAGAGAACGGAGCUGGAGCGACCGAGGACGGAGCAUUGGGCUGGGUACCAGGAGGUGGAGGAGCGAAAUCUGCAGAUGACGGUCCAGGUGGUUGGGCGCCCUCAGGUAGACAAGAUGCCGAUUUAGGUUGGGUACCAGGUAGAAGAGAUUAA
Kwoniella shivajii is the source of this 723-nucleotide messenger RNA. RefSeq lists its product as uncharacterized. The record is from RefSeq and is a predicted model, not a curated record. Bases 1 to 723 code for a protein of 240 amino acids. NCBI's taxonomy places the organism in Eukaryota, Fungi, Basidiomycota, Tremellomycetes, Tremellales, Cryptococcaceae. The transcript is spliced from 5 exons. Gene Ontology annotation, cellular component: spliceosomal complex; U2AF complex. Gene Ontology annotation, biological process: mRNA splicing, via spliceosome. Gene Ontology annotation, molecular function: pre-mRNA 3'-splice site binding; metal ion binding.